CCCAAUUCAAACCAAAUGUUAUAACCUAUAUCCUAUGAUUUCAAUGAUCGUUUUAAUUGAAAGUAAUGUUAAAUUGAAUAUUUAAAUAGUAUAUAAUUUAAUAUAAUCAUUACAACAUAAUUAAAAAUGCAGAAAGAAGGUAUUGAUACCUUUUUUGGGAGUAUUUUAAAAGAGGAACCUGAUGUUUCUGCAGGUGUAGCUGCGAUUAGAACAUUAUUAAAAGUUUUAGAAGAUGAUAAAUCUGAAACCGUACAAGAGUUGGAUUCGAAUUUACGAUUGGCUGUUGAAACGAUGCGAAAUACGAAUUAUCCAGUCACAGCUGUUUCCUCUGGGUGUGAAUUAUUUCUUCGGUUCAUAACUUUGGCUAAAUUAGAUACAAAUACCUUUGAUGAAUGUAAGUCUAUAAUGGUACAACGGGGUAAAAUGUUCUUAAUCAAAUUGGAAGAAGCUCGAGGGAAAGUGGCCCGUUUGGCAACACAAUUCAUUAUUGAUGGCUGUAAAAUUUUAACACAUUCUAAAUCUCGAGUUGUGUUGGAGACAAUGCAAUUAGCAGCCAAAAAUAAACAUUUUCAUGUAUAUAUUACAGAAUCUGCGCCUGAUUCCAGUGGAAUUAUCAUGGCAAAAGAAUUAGAAGCAGUAGGAAUUCCAUGCACAAUUAUUUUAGAUUCAGCUGUUGCAUAUAUUAUGGAACAGAUAGAUAUGGUCAUGGUAGGCGCUGAAGGUGUUGUAGAAAGUGGGGGUAUUAUAAAUAAAAUUGGUAGUUAUACUAUAGCGUUAUGUGCUAGGGAAAUGAAGAAACCAUUUUAUGUGUUAACGGAAAGUUUUAAAUUUGCUCGUGUUUAUCCAUUAAGUCAACAAGAUGUUCCAAAUGAAUUUAAGUAUAUCGCAGCUACAAGAGGUAAAGAUACGAGUAAAGAACAUCCUCUCGUGGAUUAUACACCCCCAGCGUAUAUCUCAUUAUUAUUUACAGACUUAGGUAUUUUAACACCAUCUGCUGUGAGCGAUGAACUAAUAAAAUUGUAUUUAUAGUUA
Messenger RNA from Chrysoperla carnea, 1032 nucleotides. RefSeq names its product translation initiation factor eIF-2B subunit alpha (gene eIF2Balpha). Gene Ontology annotation, cellular component: eukaryotic translation initiation factor 2B complex. The coding region runs from base 127 to 1029 and encodes 300 amino acids. Lineage: Eukaryota; Metazoa; Arthropoda; Insecta; Neuroptera; Chrysopidae. The transcript has 8 exons. The record is from RefSeq and is a predicted model, not a curated record. Gene Ontology annotation, biological process: translational initiation. Gene Ontology annotation, molecular function: guanyl-nucleotide exchange factor activity; translation initiation factor activity.